Molecule: messenger RNA, 1578 nt
Organism: Wallemia ichthyophaga EXF-994
Lineage: Eukaryota; Fungi; Basidiomycota; Wallemiomycetes; Wallemiales; Wallemiaceae
Exons: 1
Coding region: 1-1578 (525 amino acids)
Molecular function (GO): flavin adenine dinucleotide binding; oxidoreductase activity, acting on CH-OH group of donors
Source: RefSeq, a predicted model, not a curated record
AUGGAAUUCGACUAUAUAAUCAUCGGCGGCGGUACAGCGGGGCUGGUGCUGGCAAACAGAUUGACCGAGGUGCCAGAGAUAUCAGUGCUCGUGAUCGAAGGCGGCCCCGACGACCGCAACCACCCGGAGGUGCUCCAGCUGCGAUCCUGGCUGUCUCUGCUCGGCGGGGAGCUCGACUACGCCUACCCGACCGUCGCGCAGCCACACGGCAACUCGCACAUCCUGCACUCACGCGCCAAAGUACUCGGCGGGUGCAGCUCCCACAACACUCUCAUCUGUUUCCGCCCCUUUCCGCAAGAUCUCGAUGAGUGGGUGAAGCGUGGUGCGCGCGGAUGGGACAGCCACACGAUGCAGGCGUACGGCGAUCGCCUCCUCAAUCACAUCCAGCCGCCGGCGCACAAAGACCGCAACCCGAUCAUGGGCGACUGGAUAGACGCCUCGCAACGGGCCACUAGCGUGCCUGUGAUCGACAACUUCGACUCUUGGGCGCAGACUCGCCACUCGCACGGCACCAAGGUGUGGACGGAGGGUGUGGGCUGGCUGAGCAUUGCAUACACACCCCACGACGGGAAGCGGUCGUCGGCUUCAGUCGCAUACAUGCAUCCUAUCAUGGACAAACGGCCUAACUUGCACCUCAUGCUGAAUUCGUGGGUCGACAAGCUCCUCUUUGAUGGGGAUCGAGUGGUCGGUGUUGAAGCUACACCGGAAGGCGGGUCACGCACCACUUUCAGGUGUCGACAUGAGGUUUUGCUUUCUGCUGGCGCUAUCGACUCACCUAGACUCCUCCUCCUCAACGGCAUUGGUCCCGCUGAGCAGCUCCGUCGCCUCAACAUUCCUCUUACUGCUGAUUUGCCAGUCGGUGAGAAUCUGCUCGACCAUCCCGAGUCCAUCAUCAUGUGGUCGCUCCAUGCGCCGCUCGAGGACAAGACAGUAAUGGAAUCCGAUGCGGCUCUCUUUAUUCAGCGCGUUAAAGAAUACGGCGAAACACGCCCAGAUCUCAUGUUCCACGUCUAUUCUGUUCCUUUCGCUGACAACACCGCGCGACUCGGCUACCCACGCCCCGAGCACGCUAUAUGCAUGACACCUAAUGUCUGCAGACCCAAGUCGGUCGGCAGACUCUACCUCACUAGCGCCGAUCCUUCCGUCAAGCCCGCACUCGACUUUCGCUAUUUCACCGACCCCGCUCGCCAAGAUGAGCGGACUAUCAUUGACGGCAUCAAAAUUGCAAGGGAGAUCGCUAAACAGGAGCCGUUCGCCAAGUGGCUCAAAGAGGAAGUUGCCCCUGGUUCACACGUGCAGAGCGAUGAAGAUAUUGGUAAAUACGGCAGAGCUGUCCACCACACCGUCUACCAUCCAGCAGGUACGUGCAAAAUGGGCGCAGCUAAUGAUCCAUCCGCUGUUUUAGACCCUCUCCUCAGAAUUAGGGGCAUGAAAGGUAUUAGAGUGGUAGACGCUUCUGUCUUCCCCUCUAUGGUCACCGCUAAUCCUAUGAUCACUGUCGAAAUGGUAGCUGAAAGAGCAUCCGAUCUCAUUAAAGCCGAUUACUAUAGGCGCACAACUGCCACGGCACAUCUCUAA